Molecule: messenger RNA, 1866 nt
Organism: Colletotrichum higginsianum IMI 349063
Lineage: Eukaryota; Fungi; Ascomycota; Sordariomycetes; Glomerellales; Glomerellaceae
Product: Pentatricopeptide repeat domain-containing protein
Exons: 1
Coding region: 1-1866 (621 amino acids)
Molecular function (GO): protein binding
Source: RefSeq, a predicted model, not a curated record
AUGGGAACGGCGGCGGUCCUGGACGCCCAGAAGAAAGACGAAAGGCGGAAGGAGCUCGACCGACAGCUCGAGGAGGCGAGGGCAGAGUUCAGGAUGCUCGUGGAAAAUGCACCAUCCCACCUUCCUCGCGAACGGGUGCCGGAUGCAUGCAUUGCGCCGUCCCACCUCCUUCUCGAACUGGCACCAGAUGGAAGCAUUACCAACCGAUACAAGGGCGCGUUGGAGAGGUAUAAGAAACAACCAGAGGAGAUUGCCGAGUUUUUCGACUCUUUGGGGCCUACGCCUGAAUGGCCCCGGGUCUCGCCAAGGUCUAGGCAGGUGAAGGAUAUAUGGCAUCAAUACCGACUCCAACCCCAAAUGAAUCGGUCGUACACUGUUGUGGAUACCGACUAUGAGUUGCUCGCCCGUUUCAUCAGAUCGGAGGAGAAAAUGACCCGAAUUCAGCACCGCAUUCCAAAAACGUCACAGCAACUGGAAGUCGCGGAGAGAAAAAUGCGGCUCUUGGUGACCAGCUUACUCAGUACAGACGAAGCUAGGGGACGACACGACAAGACAAGGCCCGAAAAGUGCGACUCGGAAGCCUUACAACAAGUGAUCGCCGAUUUGUGUAAGAGAGAGCACCCACACUACGACGUGGAUCUGGAUCCCAAUGCUGUCAGCGAAUGCAAUGCCGAUUUAAACAGGUCCUUGAGAGACAUCUUUGCGGAGGCGCAGCCAUCAAAUAUCAAGUUGACGAUUAUGAAGGUGUGCUACAACCUUCUCGUCGCGUCACAGCCUCCUACUAUUCACACAUACAACACUCUGAUACACGGCUUCAGUGCCGCUGGCCUCCAUUACCCAGCCUCGCGUGUGGUCAAGGCUUUUCUGCAUUCUACGGUUGAGCCGACGCAGAGCACACUCGUUUGUCUCCUGAAUCACUUCAAGGAGGCAAAUGACAGUGAAGGCUUCUACAAAAUCAUCGAGCGCAUGACUGGCAAAGACCGCCGGGGCGUCAAUAUUCGGAGAAAGUCUGUUGAACAAGUGCACGCGACCGACUCGCUGCAUAAAUGGGCAAUGACGAAAGAUAUCGCCGUCAAUCGAGACUACUUGAUUGAGAGGGCUUGGUUCGACGUUCGGGUUUUUGCUGCCAUCAUCGAAGGCAUGCUGAGGUUUGGCUACCUGAGGUAUGCCGCGGACACAAUGGCGCUGGGUCUCAAUCUUGGAAUCGCGUUCAGCAUGCAGACGAUAAGGACAGUUCUCAAUUCUUGCGUUCUUGAGCUGGACCCCAAGCCCGCGAUGGUCAUUCUGAAAGCACUCGCGUUCAGACACAGUCUUAUCGAGGCAAAGUUCUCGAAAAUAACCCAUCAGGAGUAUAUUGCGCGACGGGUUCAGAGCUUACUGUAUAUUUGCGGCUUGUUCGGCAUAUCGCCGGCCACUGUGGUCCCAAGCGUAGAGGCUGUUCCUGCUUCGAUGUUACUGUCCGAACGCCACAAAAGGGGCUUGGAUAUCGCCCGCAUUACUCGGGCAGUUGACGAGUCGGAGAUCAAGUUAGGAUUUUUCAGAUCUUCACUGGCCGUCGUACUAAAAUGUUUGGCCGAUUGUCAGUCGGGCGACAAAUCACCAACACCGUCUGGCUCGCAUUUGCGGCCCUGGAGACGUUUGACCAAGGCCGCGAUUGCGACGGCGCCCAACCUUGGCAACAUCGAAGUAGCCAAAGGAGUCGAAACGAGUGAAGAGGUGCGAGAGACGGUGACUAUCUCCAGCAACGACAAGACGACGGACAGCCGGGACAAAGCCGACGACGCCUGUGCUGGCUUUGAAGAUCAUUUCGAGCCAGCGAGGAGCAAACCGGCCCAUAGAAAUUUGGAAGCUGCGGCGAGUUUUUGA